Molecule: messenger RNA, 7241 nt
Organism: Microtus oregoni (creeping vole)
Lineage: Eukaryota; Metazoa; Chordata; Mammalia; Rodentia; Cricetidae
Gene: Pde10a
Product: phosphodiesterase 10A
Exons: 22
Coding region: 16-3228 (1070 amino acids)
Biological process (GO): signal transduction; negative regulation of receptor guanylyl cyclase signaling pathway
Molecular function (GO): 3',5'-cGMP-stimulated cyclic-nucleotide phosphodiesterase activity; protein binding
Source: RefSeq, a predicted model, not a curated record
CUGAGGAGGAGGGCCAUGGCCAGCCCGGAGGAGCGGCUCGCUCCCCGCCCCCAGGCCCCGCUGCCAGCGGCUGGGGACGAGCCCGGCCGCGGCCAAGUCCGGCAGGAACCCCGGCGCGGCGAGGCCAACGGGCGGAGUGCAGUGGGCCUGAGCCUGGCCCGGGAGCUGCCUGGUUGCAGCCGGGAGGAGCUUGCGGCGCCCCCGCCCCUGUCCCGGUCCCUGUCUCAGGCAGGCCACGCCAGCCCCGCUGGGGGCCCCAGCGCCCUCUCUGCGCUCCGCGCCGGCGUCUGCGGCUGGGUGGCGGCCCGCGCUCCCUCGGCGUUCGCCUUCUCCUCCCCUAUCCCCUCCUCCUCCUUUUCAUCUUCCUGGUACUUCUGGCCGCCGCCCCCCUUGCCCCCUCCCCCUCUUGUCCCCUCCUCAUCUGCUUUCCACCUCCCCGCGCGUCUCCCGAGAAGGGAGGGCGCAGCGGCGGCUGGAGGAGGAGGCGGCGGCGGCGAUGCUGGCGGAGGAGGAGGAGGAGGACAAGAGGCAGCUCCCUUGAGCGUUACCCCCGGCAGUAGUCACCGCAGCGGCGGUGGCAGCGGCGGGCGGCGGCGGCUCUUCCUCUCGCCUGCGAUCCUAGGCUUGCUGCUCCCAGCCCGUGCCGGGCCCCGGCCACCGCCGCCGCCGCGGCUCCCCCUCCACCCAGGCGCGCGCCGCACAGACUCCCCGGGCUUUCCGGGCGCCGGCGGGGGCUGCCCUGGCCUCGGCCCCGGCUCUGCCGCCGGUGGCCGAACUCCGUGGCGGUCCCGAGGCGCCGCCUUCCCCCUCGCCACCGCUCGGCCGCUGCUCUUCGGCUCCGACAUGGAAGAUGGACCUUCUAACAAUGCGAGUUGCUUCCGAAGGCUGACCGAGUGUUUCCUCAGCCCCAGUUUGACGGAUGAGAAAGUGAAGGCCUACCUCUCUCUCCACCCCCAGGUCUUAGAUGAGUUUGUUUCCGAAAGCGUGAGCGCCGAGACUGUAGAAAAGUGGCUGAAGAGAAAAAACAACAAAGUUGAAGAUGAAUCGGCUCCUAAGGAAGUCAGCAGGUACCAGGACACGAACAUGCAGGGAGUGGUGUACGAGCUGAACAGCUACAUCGAGCAGCGCCUGGACACAGGCGGGGACAACCAGCUGCUCCUGUACGAGCUGAGCAGCAUCAUCCGGAUAGCCACAAAAGCCGACGGAUUUGCACUGUACUUCCUUGGAGAGUGCAAUAAUAGUCUGUGUGUGUUCACACCGCCCGGAAUGAAGGAAGGUCAACCCCGGCUUAUCCCUGCCGGACCCAUCACCCAGGGCACCACCAUCUCUGCUUAUGUGGCCAAGUCCAGAAAAACGCUGCUUGUGGAGGACAUCCUUGGGGAUGAGCGGUUUCCAAGAGGCACAGGUCUGGAAUCAGGAACUCGAAUCCAGUCUGUUCUUUGCUUGCCCAUCGUCACUGCCAUUGGAGACUUGAUCGGCAUUCUUGAGCUGUACAGGCACUGGGGCAAGGAGGCCUUCUGUCUCAGUCACCAGGAGGUCGCAACUGCCAAUCUUGCUUGGGCUUCCGUAGCAAUACACCAGGUGCAGGUGUGCAGAGGUCUCGCCAAACAGACCGAACUGAAUGACUUCCUGCUCGAUGUAUCAAAGACAUACUUUGAUAACAUAGUUGCCAUAGACUCUCUACUUGAACACAUCAUGAUAUAUGCAAAAAAUCUAGUGAACGCCGACCGCUGCGCGCUCUUCCAGGUGGACCACAAGAAUAAGGAGCUGUAUUCGGACCUGUUUGACAUUGGGGAGGAGAAGGAGGGGAAGCCCGUUUUCAAGAAGACCAAGGAGAUCAGGUUUUCAAUUGAGAAGGGGAUUGCUGGCCAAGUGGCAAGGACAGGGGAAGUUCUGAACAUUCCAGACGCUUAUGCAGACCCGCGUUUUAACAGGGAAGUUGACUUGUACACGGGCUACACCACCCGGAACAUUCUGUGCAUGCCCAUCGUGAGCCGCGGCAGCGUGAUCGGCGUGGUGCAGAUGGUCAACAAGAUCAGCGGCAGUGCCUUCUCCAAGACGGACGAGAACAACUUCAAGAUGUUUGCUGUCUUCUGUGCUCUGGCCUUGCACUGUGCUAACAUGUACCACAGGAUCCGCCACUCAGAGUGCAUCUACAGGGUUACCAUGGAGAAGCUGUCCUACCACAGCAUCUGUACCUCAGAGGAGUGGCAAGGCCUCAUGCAAUUCAACCUGCCUCCACGCGUCUGCAGAGAGAUCGAGCUAUUCCACUUUGACAUCGGUCCUUUCGAGAGCAUGUGGCCUGGGAUCUUUGUCUACAUGAUCCACCAGUCUUGCGGGACAUCCUGCUUUGAACUUGAAAAAUUGUGUCGUUUUAUCAUGUCUGUGAAAAAGAACUACCGGCGGGUUCCUUACCACAAUUGGAAGCAUGCAGUCACGGUGGCACACUGCAUGUACGCCAUACUUCAGAACAACUACGGCCUCUUCACAGACCUCGAGCGCAAAGGCCUGCUAAUUGCAUGCCUGUGUCAUGACCUGGACCACAGGGGCUUCAGUAAUAGCUACCUUCAGAAAUUCGACCACCCCCUGGCAGCACUGUAUUCCACUUCCACUAUGGAGCAGCACCACUUCUCCCAGACGGUGUCCAUCCUGCAGCUGGAAGGGCACAACAUCUUCUCCACCCUGAGCUCCAGCGAGUACGAGCAGGUGCUGGAGAUCAUCCGUAAAGCCAUCAUCGCCACUGACCUCGCCCUGUACUUUGGGAACAGGAAGCAGUUGGAGGAGAUGUACCAGACGGGGUCGCUAAACCUCCACAACCAGUCGCAUCGAGACCGUGUAAUCGGAUUGAUGAUGACUGCCUGCGAUCUUUGUUCUGUGACGAAACUAUGGCCAGUUACAAAAUUGACAGCAAAUGAUAUAUACGCAGAAUUCUGGGCUGAGGGAGAUGAAAUGAAGAAGCUGGGAAUUCAGCCCAUUCCCAUGAUGGACAGAGACAAGCGAGAUGAAGUCCCGCAAGGACAGCUUGGGUUCUACAAUGCCGUGGCCAUUCCCUGCUACACCACACUGACGCAGAUCCUCCCGCCCACGGAGCCGCUGCUGAAGGCCUGCAGGAACAAUCUCAAUCAGUGGGAGAAGGUGAUCCGUGGGGAGGAGACUGCAUUGUGGAUUUCAGGCCCGGCAGCUGGAAAGGAGCCGUCUGAGAAGCUGCCCGAGAAGGUUGAUGACUGAUACUGGCGAGAUGUCCGCCCAGCAACCGACCCUCAUCCUGCUUCUUCCACGUCGUUCCUUUUAUUUUUAAGGGGGAGGGGACACCUCUCCCAGAAGGUACCAUCACAUACGUGAAGCAGAGGACUUCCUGAUUGUCGCUCAUGCCUCGGACAGUGAGCUGUUUGGGCUCCACUGUGUUCAGACAUCAGCUGUUCUGUGGCUCCACCCGACUCCCGAAUGACCUCUGUGAACAGGCCAGCAAUGCACUGGCCUUGAAGGUGGGCAGAGACCACAGGAGGGGUUCCUGUCCGGGUCCUUCCGUGAGGGUGUGGUCAGUACCCUGGCUCUGUGCUUCUCCUCUAGGGCACUGCUGCUUGGUGGCAUUGGCUAUAAACACGACACCGGUCCUUGUAGUGAAGUCCACAUGUGACCUCCCUGUUGUAUCCUGGGACACAGGUAAUGAAGGGUCACAGCCCACAGGCAAUUGAGGAAUUCAAGUUGUUGAUUUUAGGCGGACUAGGUGUGUUCUUUCAGUUUAUUCUGGGGCAUGUAGGUGAGUUGGCUCCGCCUAAGGAAGCAGACCUCUGCCCUUCAUCAAUGAGACACAGGGUACAUCCCAGGCAUCCGAAAACCUCAGCUCUCAGAGAAUGAAAACACGUUCCCCUUGCUGUAGACUGUAGCCUUUGGCAACUUUAGCCACAGAGAAAAUAAAAGUAAGGCAUCUGAAUUUCCUGCAGCAAGAAAAACCUUGUGAGUAAAAUAAUAUGUUAAUUUUCCAAACAAUUCCUUUAAAUUUUGACUGUGUGUUAUGGCAGCAUUUUAGUCUAAUCCAAAUUGAAAGAUUAUUCCAAAUGACACCCCAUCCCACUCCGCACUCCCCUCAGAGGCACCUGGGUUCGCAAUCUCUCCCCUCACUGUGCAGCCCAACAGGAGGAGGUGCAGGGCCGCCACGCUGACCCUUGAUCGUGACUUCUCUGCCACGCUCAUAUCCGGAGUCCUCCACAAAGAUCCCUGUUUGUGACUCGUUCUUGUGUGUGACAGUCUGGUGCCUGCUGCUGGGUGAAGUUAGAGAAGCUGACAGAGCUCCUGGACUCUUCCUGCUGUGUUCUAAGGAUUUUCAGGAUGGUGGCAGGGAGACCAGAGAACCCAUGCUUGGUUGUUCUGGCUUAGUGAAUGAGUCUUGAGAAGUCAGAGACUGGUCAGAAACAAACGGCUCUCUUAGGGCUCUGCCAGGGGGGUGAAAAGUUGCUUUGAAACGCAUUUUCGAGAUAGGCUUUGAUACACUCCAUACUGUAUGCACCACUGCUUCCAGGAGCUUGGCAUCAGCAAAAAUCUACUGGGUUUUCUUCUACAUAUUGAUUUAUGUUAUAGCAGAGCGGCUGAACACAAACCUAUUCUCAUUUUAUAUUAACACCAUGUGCUCAUUGUCCCCACGGGCUUCUAAAAAGCUACCAUCUCCCCUCCAUGACAUUGAUUUGCUGUUGUCACCGUAUCAAGUAAAAGGUGAUGCCAGUGACCACCAGGGCUGGGCACACGUAGUAUGCAUGGCUUGGGCACAAACACACAGAUGUCUAUACGGCACACAUGUGAGACAAAAGGAAAGAAAGGAGCAAGCACUUAUAAAAAUGACGGUCACCCCCAUAUUCAAAAGCAGUGGUUUUCCACGUUGGGACAUGAGGACAUGAACGGAAGUGUGGCUUCUGUAAGUGUUCACAGGCAGAAGGGUGUGGCAAGUCCUUUCCUCAUGCAGACACAUGGCACUAGAUUUAACAAAAGCCGCUUUCCCCACACACGUUGACAGAUCAUCUGUCUUAGAAGCCGGACUGCAGCAAGGGGCAGCAUUAGGAUGCUUGUUUCAUUCUGGCAUUUUGAAGGAAAGAAUGAAUUCUGUCCCCAAGUUUGGAGAAGGAUCCUGGUCGUGGGAAUUCUGUGACUGCUUUAGCAUUUCGUGGUGGCUGUGGCAAUAAGAAUAUUACAGAAAUCUCUUUCAGUUUGACCUAGCCAAGAAUAUUGUAUUGUGUGGCCUCUACUGGAGCAGUUGUGCAGAGGAACCUGCUGGGAAUUUACUGGCUGGGCAAUCUCUCAUGAAAUACUGCCACAUGAGAAGCAGUUUGGAUAAAAGGUGAUAGGUGAUUUUUUUAAAGGCCUUUUAAAUUAUUAUUUUCUAAAAGAUGUUUGUAAGAUUGUUUUCACCAUGUGUGAGACCCAGGAGGCAUAGAUUUGCCGAAAAUAAGAGAGGCCAGGUUGCAGCCUUGUUUAGUUAAUAAUUUGGCGUUUGAAUUCAUGCAGUCAAGAGUGUUUGUGUGUGUUUGUGUGUGUGUGUGUCUUGGCAAGUAUGUUUAGCAGACAAACACUUGAAUCCUGCCUCUGAGUUUUUCCCACCUCUUUUCUCACUAUGCUUUCUCCCACCAAGGAUUUCCAGGAAUUUCUCAUUAGUGUCUGAGGCAAACUUAGUGACUAAUAAUGAAUAUGAUAAAGAGAAUGUUCCAUUUGCCGAAAUUAUAUUAUUUAUGAUCAUUUUAACACACAAGUUUUAGAGUCGUGGCGGUUGUUUAAUUUCUUUCCACACUUUGUGGUACCUUUUUAUCUGGGAAAAUGUUCCCGGAUACCUAGGUGCAUGCCAACACCGACGUGAAGUGUUUUGAGUCUGUGCGGUGAACCUCCAAUCCUAAAAAUUGUGCCACCAUGGAUUAGUUGUCUAAAUUAGUUAAAACAAAGUUGAAGGCACGAGCAGCUGAGGAAGCAGCGAAAAGCUGGGUGGCUGUCAGCUUCCCACCUCCUAGGAUGUGAGAAACAGGAAGAGAGAAGUUGAGUCCUGCCCCACGGGCUCCCUCCGGUUUGAAGAGCGUGCUGAUGAUUGCCACUGUGAUAUCUCAGGAGACUUGUUCCCACAAUAGUCAGGGAUCCGCCCUGUUAGUGUUGGGCUCCUCUUUCCAGCCUGUGUUGGCAUUUUUAUUUGAUACACACUUGGUUAGCUCUGCUUUUUCACUGUGCUCAUGUAUGUGUGAGAUGUGUUGGCACAGCCUGCCUGCUGCUGCCUGAUGCCAUAGGGACUGAGCAGGUCUUCCAACAGGCUUAGCUUGGCGUGUGAUAUUCCUGCUCUCUUGGGUCUACAUUAAGGACUCAGCUUUAACAGGACUAAAGUAGUUGCCCUGCCUUGGCCCUGUACCUUUAUUCUGAAAGCCAACUUUCCCCCUUUCUCUCAAGCGCUUGCCUUUCAUCUUUGGCAAGUGUAAGGAACAGGCAGCAUUUAAAGGGGUGUGUUCCUGGUAGGUCCACCUUUGUUUGUCAGGGUCCUGUCAUCCCUUGUCACUGAUGUCUACUCUGGUGACUUAGGUAGGGCUCCUCUUGUUUGUCGGGAACUGUGGUUCCAGUUAGAGGCACGGAUCUCUUGGUUUCUGGCUCCUCAGCUGGCUUGAUUUUGAAGGCUACUUCUCUGUUUAUUUCAAAUCUGCGUGGUUUGCUUUGCGCUCUGCUGAUCUAGUGAGCAGGAGGAUUCUAGGAAGGCUGUUCAUCCAGUCCCCAACUCCUCCUGUUGAAGGCGUCAGUCCGACCUGGCAGUCAUUGUGAAAUUCGAGCUAGGCAUGUGCACCACCAGCCGUGGUUCCCCUUUGCGUGACAGCUGUAUUUUCACAUGUGAGUUUUUGUUGCUGCCCCCUUUGGCAUUGUUUACACUAAGUUGAAAUUAGAGCUGCCCAGUGGAGUACAGCAUUCUUACUGUCUUCAAACAAAGCUGUACCCUUUGAUCAAUAAAAGUAUUUAAGGCAUUUCAUGAAUUGACAAAGCCAGAACAAAAAGAAAGAAAAAUGCUGGAGGUGUUCUCGUUGCCAACAAGGAGCACAGGACAGCCAAGCUACUGUCUCCUAAGGAAAGCACACUUAGAACCCAAAGAAACACUGCCGCGGUCCCCCGACUUGUCCCUUCUCAGCCGUGGAAGUUGGUGCUGUGUGAGCUGUGAGCAGUCUGCCUGCUGUUACCAUAACUGUGAGGAUUCUGCAACCGAAACGACACACCUAGAACUGACCCUGUGGCGG